Messenger RNA from Trichogramma pretiosum, 12438 nucleotides. RefSeq names its product dynein heavy chain 1, axonemal-like. Gene Ontology annotation, molecular function: dynein intermediate chain binding; minus-end-directed microtubule motor activity; ATP binding. Bases 1 to 12438 code for a protein of 4145 amino acids. Gene Ontology annotation, cellular component: dynein complex. Lineage: Eukaryota; Metazoa; Arthropoda; Insecta; Hymenoptera; Trichogrammatidae. The transcript is spliced from 44 exons. The record is from RefSeq and is a predicted model, not a curated record. Gene Ontology annotation, biological process: microtubule-based movement.
AUGGAGCCAGAUACCAUCGGUGACACCGUCAAGCGCAAAAAAAGACGAAGUUAUUACUCCGAGCUCGUUACCGGUGCACGCAGUCACGGCGAUGGGACAAACGAGGCGAUGGCGUCGAUGUUCGCUUAUGCGGGCCCGGAAAAAACAGCCUGGAACGUCUUUAAAAAGGCCGCCUCGCCGAUGGUCAAUUUGACGUCGAGACGCGUCACCGGUGGCUUGGCGCCCGAUCCCAGCCGAUGGCUGACUUUUCCCCAGGAUCCCUCGACCACAUUCCCCGUGCAAAGCCUCAAUCCAAAAGUACAAAUGACCAUCGAGGCCGAGCCUCGCCACCUGGUGCUGAACGUCGAGCGCGAACGGCGCCGUCGACAGUACGAACACUUCAAGCUCGCGCGCAUAUUGGACGAGAAAGGCAUGCAGAUCGAGGACAUCAUUCGCGACAGCUAUCUGGGCCUCGAGCUGUUCGACGACGAGGAGUACGACUGCCGUACGCCCCAAGAGUGGCUGCGAUUGGGACAGAUCGACGGCAAGCAGUAUCCGCUUCCGGCCGAGGCUCUUCUACCUUUGUCCAGCGAGGACGAGGCCGUUGCCGACGAGCAUCGCCAGGCCUCGUACGAUUGGCAAUUGGUCGCCGUCGAGGCUUACGAGCCCGACACGAGGCUCUGGAGCUUGAAGAUCUUGUGCGAGAAGCCGCGAUACUAUCGACUGCCGCGCAUCUAUCUGCGCUUUCUCGCCGAGGAUCCGCGCGUGUUCGCUUCGAGGGUCGAGGCGGCGUUGCUCGCGCGAAUCGACGCCGAGCUCGAGAUACUGUACAAUUUGCAGCUCGACUGCACUAGUCUGGACGAGAUGCAGGCCAUGAGUCCCGACGACGAAACGGCGAUAUUAGAGCGACUGGCAGAUAGCAGUGGGUACUCGCACGAGGCGAUGGGAGAAAGAGCUUCGAUGGCGAUGAAGGAGGUCGAUCGUAAUUACCGACGAACCAUGUGCGACCUGAUCUAUCGCGAUUCAUUCAAAAGCGAGCACCCGAACUUUCGUCCCGAGCCCGAGCAAUCUUAUUGCAAAGCCAUCGUCAUCAAGAGAAUUCCGCAUUUCAACCGGGUCAAAGAGCUUUACCACUGGACGACCCUCUAUGUUUACCCGGAAGUCUAUCAAGCUCUGCUGCUCAUACUCGACGAGUGUCGCAACGUCAGCGCUAAAUCUCUCUUCGACGUCGACGACGAGCCCGUCGCCGUAGCAGCUGAUUCAGCAGCAGCAGCGAUGGAGGAAACAACGAACGUCGCGGCGGCGGCAGCCCUGCCUUUGGAGGCGUACGAGGCCAAACAGUUGGAGCGCACCCGCGAGACGAUCGAUUAUCUGACCCGGGACUGGAUCAACAAUACGGUGCAGAUACUGGAGGAUCGAGUCGGGGCCUGUGGCAAGGGCUGGUUCGAUCUCAAUCAGAGCCAUCACGACGUUUACGAGUUCAUGAAGCUCAAACGAUUGAUGGAGCUCGUCAAGCAGUGCAUGGAGACGGCCCUGCAAACGCUGAUCGACGCCUCGUCCCUGCGAUACGUCACGAGUCUGGAAUCGCCGACUCUGUGCCUGCAGCACCUCAACGACGAGUCUCACGCUUGGGAGGAGGCUGAUCUGAAAAGCCCGCGGCUCACCUCGGAUUACCCCGCGAUAUUCGAAAUCGAGCUCUACAUGGACAAGGACAAGCCCCAUUACACCACGGAUUUGGAUUUGUUUAGACACAACAACAACAACAACAACAGCAACAUCUCUUUCUCCCUUUCCUCCUCCCCUGGGCAGGAAAAAUUGAGCGGCAUUUAUUCGAACGCCCUCAAGCUGUGCCAAUCCAUCCGCCAAGUUCAUCCGUUGGUGCUGAAAAAUUUGAAAUUUCCCCAAAAUCUAUUCGUCAAGCCGCUGAACCUGGUCGAUCAGACCGAGCUCAUCGAGGAGGUCUAUCGCAGGCUGGAUCGAGCUUACGCCAAGGCCGUGAUCCCGCUGCGCGCCUACAUCAAGAGAUACGAGAAAUAUCGCGAGCUCUAUUUGCUGAACGUAGACGAGUACAUCGAUAACUUUUUCAACGAGGAAUUUACAGUCUCGCAAUUCAAGGAGGAGAUCUCGCGUCAGCGCGAGCUGCGCGCCAAGAUUGCCGAGCAGAUACCCGAGCGGCUCGGCAUCGGGCCCUUCGUCGUGGACGUGCGCAAGCUGCGAGCCGAGCUGCAGAAAAAGCACGAGGACAUCGUCGACGGGCUUCUGGUGGCCUACGUCGAGCGUCUCGCCGUCCAGGUCGGACAAAUAUUGGCCGAGUUCGAGGGGAUGAUGGACCGGCUGAGCGAGCAGCCGAUCGACAUUGAGCAGCUGUUCGAGAUGAGGGAGUACAUGAACGCGGUGCCGUUGGCCGUGGCGAAUCUCACGGAGCAGCUGCAGAGGCUGAAGAUCGAGUACGACGUGUUGGAGCAUUUUUGUUACAAUUUGUCGGACGACGAUUUCAAUGCCUUUUGGUCAGCGAGGAGAUAUCCAACGAGGAUACUCAGAAUAAUCGACGAGACGAGCAAAGUCCUUCUCGAGCUUGAAAAAGAAGUAUUCUACAAAGUCCAACUCGAGGAUCAGAUACAGAUCAACGACCGUAUCGACUUCGUGAUGGGCGCGAUGACCGGUAUCGCCAUCCAAAACGAUCUGGCCAAGGUCUACGAGAUCGCCAAGGAGGUGAAAAACGUCGGCAAGCUCAUCCGCGAGGUGCAGGAGUUCGGCCUGAUGCUCAACGCGAGACAAAAACUGUUCGGCAUGCCCGUGGUGCCUUUCGAAAAAAUCACGAUGCUCGUCAAGAGCUUCGAGCCUUAUCAGAAUUUCUGGCUGACGGCCGACGACUGGACGAAGCGUCACGACGAGUGGAUGAACAAGCCGAUGGUGAAGAUCGACGGUGCCGAGAUCGAGGGUGUGGUGAACGAGAUGUACAAGACAAUCGUCAAGUGUACGAAGAUGUUUCCCGAGCAACCGGAAAUGACGGAUUUGGCCCUGGAAGUUAAGCAGCAGAUCGAGAAAUUCAGACCGUAUAUCGGUAUCAUACAGGCCUUGACGAAUCCGGGCAUGAAACCGAGACAUUUCGAGGAGUUGUCCAGAAUCGCCGAGACGGACAUGAGCAUGAGUCCCGAGCUGACGUUUCAAGAUCUGCUGGAAAACGAUAUAUUGAGCCUGGAAGAGACGAUCAAGGAGAUCUCCGAAACGGCGGCGAGAGAAUUCGCGAUCGAGAGAUCGCUGGAAAAGAUGAGGACAGCCUGGGAGACGCUGCAGAUGGACGUGGUGCCUUACAAGGACACGGGCACUUACAUCAUGAAAAUAGCCGACGAGACGAUGCUGCUCUUGGACGAUCACAUCCUGAGCACGCAGCAGAUCAGCUUCAGCCCGUUCAAGGGCGCCUUCGAGGAGGACAUAGACGUGUGGACGGCCUCGCUGAAGCUCACUCAGCAGGUGACUCUGCUGUGGGGCGAGGUGCAAAAGAUAUGGAUGUAUUUGGAGCCGAUUUUCGCCUCGGAGGAUAUAAGCCGUCAAUUGCCGGUCGAGUCGAAAAAGUACAACACCAUGGAGCGCAACUGGCGCAGAAUCAUGCUGCAGGCGUUUGAAAAUCCACUCAUCAUGGAAAUAUGCCCCGACCAAAUGCUGCUCGAGAGCUUGCGCGAAUGCAUGAACCUGCUCGAGGUAGUGCAAAAAGGCCUGGCCGAUUAUCUCGAGAGCCGUCGCAUGAUAUUCCCUCGCUUCUUCUUCCUGAGCGACGACGAACUGCUGGAGAUCCUGGCUCAAGCCAAGAACGUCAAGGCCGUGCAACCGCACCUGAAAAAAUGCUUCGAGAACAUGCACGGGCUGCGCUUCGAGAAGAGCCUCUGGAUCACGCGCAUGUACUCGGCCGAGGGCGAGGAGGUCGCCCUGCAGGCCCGCAUCUAUCCGGACGGCGGCGUCGAGCACUGGCUCGGCAAAGUCGAGGAGGCGAUGCGCAACACCGUCCGAUACAAGAUCAGUCAGGCCGUGAAAAACGUGGAGAAGCUGCCGAGAAAGAAGUGGGUGUUUCUGUGGCCGGGCCAGGUGUCGCUGUGCGUGGGCCAGAUGUCCUGGACGGCUCACGUGGAGAAAGCCAUCGGCGACAGAAAUCUCGCGGGUUACUUCAAGAUCAUGAUGCAACAGCUCGACGAUCUGAGAAAUUUGGUGCGCGAGCAGCGUACCGACAUCGAGCGCAUGAUGCUCGAGGCCAUCAUCACGAUCGAGGUGCACGCCCGGGACGUGACGCAGAAGCUCGUGGAGACCCGCGUGAGGAGCGUCAACGACUUCGACUGGAUCUCGCAGCUGCGUUACUACUGGGUGGACGAUGCCCACUUGAAGGUGCGAGCCGUCAAUGCCGAGUUUCAAUACGGUUACGAGUACCUGGGAAACAACGGCCGACUCGUGAUCACUCCCCUGACGGAUCGCUGCUAUCUCACUCUCACCGGUGCUCUGCAUCUGAAAUUCGGCGGCGCCCCCGCAGGGCCCGCCGGUACCGGCAAGACCGAGACCACCAAGGAUCUGGCCAAGGCCUUCGCCAUUCAGUGCGUCGUGUUCAAUUGCUCGGACCAACUGGACUUCAUGUCGAUGGGCAAGUUCUUCAAGGGCCUCGCCUCUUCCGGCGCCUGGGCUUGCUUCGACGAGUUCAAUCGUAUCGACAUCGAGGUGCUCUCGGUCAUUGCCCAACAAAUAAUGACGAUUCAACGGGCACAGAUGGUUGGCGCCGAUAGGUUUUACUUCGAAGGAACCGAGCUGAGCUUGCGAGCUUCUUGCGCCGUCUUCAUCACCAUGAAUCCGGGCUACGCCGGUCGCACGGAACUGCCGGACAAUCUCAAAGCUCUGUUUCGGCCUGUCGCCAUGAUGGUGCCGAAUUACGCUCUCAUCGCCGAGAUCUCGCUGUUCUCGUGCGGCUUCGGCGAGGCCAAGUCUCUGGCGGCCAAGAUCACGGCCACGUUCAAAUUGAGCUCCGAGCAGCUGAGCUCUCAAGAUCAUUACGAUUUCGGCAUGAGGUCCGUGAAAACGGUGAUUCUAACCGCGGGUAUUUUGAAGCGAGAGCAAAAGGACAUGGCCGAGCAGCAGAUCUGUUUGAGAGCUCUGAGAGACGUCAACGUGCCCAAGUUCUUGAAGGACGACUUGAUAUUGUUCAACGGUAUCACGUCCGAUCUGUUCCCGAGAGUCGAGGAAAAAGUCAUCGAUUACGACGAGCUCAUCGGAGCUAUUCACAAGUCUAUCAAGGAAAUGAAAUUGGCCGUAGUUGGAGAAUUUGUACACAAAGUCAUUCAACUCUACGAGACAACAAUUGUACGCCACGGAUUAAUGUUAGUCGGGCCUACAGGCGCUGGUAAGACUCGGUGCUACGAAGUCCUGAAAAAAGCGAUCACUCGCCUGAAGGGCAGAGUUCAGCCCAACGGCAAGCCUUACACGCCCGUACACACGUACGUGCUCAAUCCAAAAUCCAUCACGAUGGGCCAGCUCUACGGCGAAUACGACCUCGGCACUCACGAGUGGACGGAUGGCAUACUCUCGACUCUGAUCAGAGACGGCAGUGCCGCUACGGACGACGACAAACGAUGGUACGUCUUCGACGGGCCGGUCGACGCGGUUUGGAUAGAAAACAUGAACACCGUCCUGGAUGACAACAAGAAGCUUUGCCUGACCUCGGGCGAGAUAAUGCGACUGUCGCCCUGCCAGACGAUGAUGUUCGAGGUCGAGGAUCUGAGGGUUGCGUCGCCGGCUACGGUUUCGAGAUGCGGUAUGGUUUACAUGGAACCACAGGGCCUGGGCAUCGAUCCGUUUAUCGACUGUUGGAUUAAACAAUUGCCCGGGGCAAAGCUGUCGGACUUGACUUACUUCUUCGUUAUACCGGGGCUGCAGUUCUUACGCGCCAAUCUCAAGGAGUUGGUAACGAGCAUCGAUUCGGGAUUAGUGAUCGCCUACUCGAACGUAAUGAAUUAUUUGAUCGGCACCAUUAAGUAUCAAGAGGAAAUGAUUUUUCCAGCUUAUCUGUUUGAGCCCUGGUCAGCGUUCGCCCUCACGUGGAGCAUCGGGGCUACUUGCGAUGCGGAAGGUCGCUACUUAUUCAGCGAGUGGCUGCGGCAUAAACAAGAGGCCGGCGAGCAUCGGCUUCUCUUUCCCCCGGAGGGCUUGGUUUACGAUUAUCGUUUGGACAUGGAUAAUCCGAACAGCGAGAGAGAUCUCAUGAAGUGGGUGAAAUGGCACGACGACUUGCCGUCCAUUACGAUAAGACCGGAUCAACAAUUUUCAGACAUCGAGAUUCCCACGGUCGAUAUGGCACGUAGCACGGCGCUGAUACAUUAUCUGCUGACGACCGAGUGCAACAUUCUGUGCGUCGGGCCGUCGGGCAGCGGCAAAACGCUGACCGUGGCCGCCAAGCUGUCGCGCGAGAUGCCCAGCAAGUACAUCUGCGAGUUCAUCAUAUUCUCGGCGAGGACGUCGGCCAAUCAGACUCAGGAUCUGAUCGACAGCAAAUUAGAUAAGCGUCGCAGGGGAGUGUAUGGGCCGCCGCUCACCAAGAAACAGAUAUUUUUCAUCGACGACCUGAACAUGCCGGCACUGGAGACUUACGGCGCCCAGCCGCCCAUCGAGCUGUUGCGUCAGUACAUGGAUUUCAAGGGCUGGUACGACAGGAAGGAGAUCGGCGACUUCCGGCACAUCGAGGACGUUAACGUAAUAAGUGCCAUGGCACCGCCCGGAGGCGGUCGCAACCCCGUCACGGCUCGUCUUCUCAGGCACUUCCAUUUCAUUGCCUUCCCGGACAUGGACGAGAGCGCAAAGCGCGGAAUUUUCGGCACGAUCCUGACUUCUUGGCUGUCGAGGACAGCAUUCCAGGACGUGUUCCUGGAGCCCUUACUAAGCGGAUCGCUACGCGUGUUCGCGAUAGUUAGCAGCGAAUUUCUCCCUACGCCGAGCAAAUCGCACUACAGCUUCAACGUGCGAGACUUCGGCAAAGUUUUCCAGGGCAUACUCAUGGCCGAUCCGGCGCACAUCAAGCAAGUGGACGAUCUGAUGCAGCUCUGGUAUCACGAGAGCUUUCGGGUCUACAGCGAUCGCCUGACCAACGACGCCGACAGGCAGAGAUUCCAGAAUAUACUGCUGCAGACGCUGGUCGAGGAAUUUCAUUACGACGCGAAUCGCGCGAGGCGCGAGGGCGUCCUGUACUACGGCGACUUUUGUAAUCCGGAGGGUCGCUACGAGCGGGUGCGCGACGCGAAAAAGAUGGAAAGAGUCCUCAUGGAAAUGUUGGAGAAUUACAAUAGCCAGACGACGGUGCCGAUGAAUCUGGUAUUAUUCCAAGACGCCAUGAAUCACGUGUGCCGAAUAACCCGCGUGCUGCGACAAUCGCCGGGCAAUGCCCUCCUUCUCGGCAUGGGUGGCUCGGGCCGACAGAGCUUGACCAAGCUAUCUACUCACAUCGCCGAGUACAUCUGCUUCCAAAUUGAAUUGAGCAAGACUUACGGGGUGCGCGACUGGCGAGACGACGUCAAGGAUAUCCUCUUGAAGACGGGCUUGAAGCCCGGCACGCAGUCCGUCUUUCUGUUCUCCGAUACCCAAAUAAAGAGCGACGUGUUCCUCGAGGACAUCAACAACAUACUCAACAGCGGCGACGUGCCCAACAUCUAUCAGCCCGACGAGCUCGACAAGAUCUUCCAGGCGAUGCGCGCCCGGGUGCAGGAGUCCGGCCUCCAGAUCAAUCGCAGCAAUCUGCUCUCGGCCUUUCGCAAAGUCGUGAAGAACAAUCUGCACGUCGUGCUCACGAUGACACCCAUCGGUGAGCUUUUCCGGGCACGCAUCAGGCAGUUCCCGGCGCUGAUCAAUCUCUGCACGAUCGACUGGUUCGAUCCGUGGCCCGACAGCGCGCUCCAAAACGUGGCGAUGCACUUCCUGCAGAACGUAAAGGACGAGGCGUUCACGGACAGCGUCAUGAAGUCCAUCGUGAAAACCUGCCAGUUCAUGCACUCGAGCGUCAUCAAAGCCAGCUCGGAUUUUCUACAAGAACACAGUCGUCACAAUUACGUAACGCCCACGUCUUAUCUGGAGCUGAUCUCCAGUUACGGUCACUUGCUGGCUAAAAAGAGAAACGAGCUGAAUCUCGGGAUAUCAAGAUUGUCGACGGGCUUGGAACGUUUGGCCGAGACGGAAAUCGAGGUCAAAGAUAUGCAGGUGCUUUUGGAAAAAAUGAAGCCCGAGCUGGAGGAGGCCGCGAUCGAGACCCAGGCCAUGAUCGUGCAAAUACAAAAAGAUACCGCCGUGGCUGAGAUCGCGCGCCAAGAGGCUGCAGCCCAGGAGGAGGAGGCCAGCAAAUUAAAAAUGGAAAAUCAAGCCAUACGCGACGAAGCCGAAUACGAUCUCAGUAAAGCUCGACCGAUGCUGCAGGCUGCGGAAGAGAGCCUGAAAGCAUUGAAUAAAGCCGACAUAACCGAGGUGAAAGCCAUGAAAAGGCCACCGGUGGGAGUCGUGCUCGUUAUCGAGGCGAUUUGCAUUGUGAAGAAAGUAAAACCUUUGAAGGUUGCUGGGGAGCGUCCCGGUGAGAAGCUCAACGAUUACUGGACACCGGGUAGCGCUCUGCUCUCCGACGCCGGUCACUUUCUCUCCUCGCUGGAGAAUUACAACAAAGAGGACCUGAACGAGGACAUGAUCAAGAGUCUGAAGGGCUACAUCGAGAAUCCGGACUUUCAGCCGGCCAAGGUCGCCACGGUGUCCAAAGCCUGUCACUCGCUGUGCUUGUGGGUGCACGCCAUGUACAAUUAUUACUUCGUGAACGAGCGCGUGAAGCCGAAGAUGCAGGCGCUGAGAGAGGCCGAGGAGGGCUUGAGACAGACCGAGCUCACUCUGGCGGCGGCGGUGGACAAGUUGCGCCAGGUCGAGGCCGGGGUGGAGCUGCUGCAGGCCAAGUUCAGGCGCGGCGAGGCCAAGCAGGCCGAGCUCGAGCGACAGAAGCAGCUCUGCGAGGAUCGCAUGUCCCGCGCCGUACGACUCAUCGGGGGCCUGGCCGAGGAGAAGGUGCGCUGGGCCGAGACGGUGGCCCUGAUUCGACACGAUCUCAAAAAUAUCAUCGGCGACAUUCUCCUGUCCGCCGGUGCCAUAGCCUACCUCACGCCCUUCAUGGACACCUAUCGCAAACGCCUGCUCACCUCGUGGUAUCGCACCCUGGGCAAGAACGUGCCGCACACCCCGGGCUGCUCGCCCGUCUCCGUCCUCGGCGACCCCGUGGAGAUACGUCGCUGGCAGAUCGAGGGUCUGCCCCGCGACUCCCUCAGCGUCGAGAACGCCGUGCUCGUUACCAAUUCGAAGCGAUGGCCGCUGUUCAUCGAUCCCCAGGGACAGGCCAAUCACUGGAUACGCAAUUCGGGCAAACAGGGCGGACUGUCGAUAGUGCGCAUGAACGACAAGGACCUGCUGAGGGUGAUCGAGAGCUGCAUACGAUUCGGCCGCACCUGCCUCAUCGAGAACGUGGGCCUGGAGUUCGAGGCGUCGUUGGACACGGUCCUCAUGCGGACGCUGUUCCGCCAAGCCGGUGUGCUCAGUCUCAAGAUCGGCGAUAACAUAGUACCCUACAGCCCGGACUUUCGACUGUUUCUCACGACCAAGCUGCCGAAUCCUCACUAUCCACCCGAGAUCGCGGUCAAGGUGCUGCUGGUUAAUUUCACCCUGACGGCUAGUGGCUUGGCCGAUCAGAUGCUGUCCCUCGUGGUCAUGCAAGAGUGUCCGGACUUGGAAGAGACUCGCAGCGCUUUGAUCGUUUCCAGCGCCGACAUGAAGCGAGAAUUGAGGGAUAUCGAGGACAGGAUAUUGCAACGACUCUCGUCGUCGGAGGGCUCCGCCGUGGACGACGUCGAUCUCAUAUUAACCCUCGAGGCGUCGAAAGUCAAAAGCGAAGAAAUCAAGAUAAAAGUGAAAUCGGCGGAAGUGACCCAAGUGGAGAUCGAGGCCGCGCGAUCGCUCUACAUACCGAUCGCCGAGCGGGCGCAAAUUCUGUUCUUCUGCCUGCUGGAUUUGCAGCUGGUUGACACCAUGUAUCAGUACUCGCUUCAGUGGUUCAUACAGAUUUUCAUCAAUGCCAUGAGAACCUCGCCGAAGAACGAGAACGUUGAAAUACGAGUGUCGAGCAUCAAUGAGAAUCUCACGUUCUCCCUGUUCACCAACGUCUGCCGCAGCCUGUUCGAGAAGCACAAGCUGCACUUCGCCUUUCUCCUCUGCGUGCGCAUCCGCAUGAAAGACAAUCUCAUCGAUCCGGACGAAUGGAGAUUUCUACUGUCCGGAUCCACUCCCCUGAAGGAAGAGCAGAAUCCCGCGCCCCAGUGGCUGACUCAGCGCAGCUGGUCGGAAAUACAAUCCCUCGAAGCUCUGCCGAAAUUUCGCGGCUUCGCGGCCUCCUUCAAAAGUCUUCUGGCGAAAUUUAAGAUCAUUUUCGACUCGCAGCAGCCCGAGGCCGAAAAGUUGCCCGACAAAUGGGAUCAAAAGCUCGACGACUUUCAAAAGAUGCUGGUGCUGAAGUGCCUGCGCCCGGACAAGGUAACCAUCUCCAUGCAGCACUACAUCAUCGCGCAUCUGGGCGGUCGCUUCGUCGAUCUGCAGUCGUCGGGCCUCGAGGCCAUCUACAAGGAGUCCUCGCCGACGACCCCGCUGAUCUUCGUGCUGUCCAGCGGCACCGAUCCCGCGGCGGAGCUGGCCAAGUUCGCCGACAAGCUGAAAAUGUCGCGCAAGCUGUACUCGAUGUCACUGGGUCAGGGCCAAGGGCCGCGCGCCGAGCUCAUGCUCAAACAAUCGAUCGAAGUCGGUAAUUGGCUCUUCUUUCAGAAUUGCCAUCUGGCGCCGAGUUGGCUGCCGCGACUCGAGCUGCUCGUCGAAAAUCUGCCCGACUCGACUCAUCGAGAUUUCCGCCUCUGGCUCACGUCGAUGCCCUCGGCCGCCUUCCCCGUCAGCAUACUGCAGAACGGCAGCAAGAUGACGAUCGAGCCGCCUCGCGGCGUCAAGGCCAACGUCAUGCGCGCCUACACGAGCCGCGUCGUCGAGUUCCAGGAGUUCCUCGAGUCGGAGAGCGCUAAGGUCGACGCGUUCAAGUGUCUCGCCUUCUCGCUCUGCCUGUUUCACGCGAUCCUCCUCGAGCGACGCAAAUUCGGCCCGCUGGGCUUCAACAUUCCGUACGAGUUCACCGACGGCGACUUCACCAUAUGCCUGUCGCAGCUGCACAUGUUUCUGCUGGAGUACGCCAGGACGCCCUACGAGGUCUUGAUCUACACGGCCGGCCACAUAAAUUACGGGGGCCGGAUAACGGACGACUGGGACAGGCGCUGCGUGCUGACGCUGCUGCACAACUUUUACAACGAGUCGGUGCUCGAGACGGGCCACUGCUUCGACCCGAACGAGCUUUACGUUCAACCUCCCCCGGAAAGCACGACUUUCCUCGACUACGUGAAUCUGAUCAAAGGUUUCCCGAUCAACGACGUGCCGGGCCUGUUCGGGCUGCACUCGAAUGCAGACAUAAGUUACGCCCAGGCCGAGACCUACGCCUGCUUGAAUACGCUGCUGGAGCUGCAGCCGCGCGAGAUCGGCGGCAGCGUCAAAGCCAUGGACGAGGUAACGAGCAAUUUGGCUCGUGCUAUACUCUCGGGUCUGCCGGACAAGCUCGAUUUGAGAGCCAUUCAGAAACGAUAUCCCGUGUCGUACGAGGAGUCGCUCAACAGCGUGCUGUACCAGGAGGCGGCGCGCUACAACGUGCUGCUGGACGAGAUGCGCAAGAGCCUGAGUGAUUUGUUGCGGGCGCUGCAGGGCCUCGUCGUGCUGUCCGAGACAUUGGAAGCUAUGGCCUCGGCCAUGUUCAGCAACAGAGUGCCCAACAAUUGGACCAACAAGGCUUUCUCGUCGCUCAAACCUUUGGGAGCAUGGAUGGAGGAUUUGAAGGAGAGGGUGAGAUUUAUCAGAAAGUGGCAGGACAAUGGCAUACCCGCGUCCUUCUGGAUCUCGGGCUUUUACUUUCCUCAAGCUUUCUUGACCGGGACUCUGCAGAAUUACGCGAGGAAGUACGGGGUUUCCAUCGAUUUGAUUGACUUUUCUUUCAAGGUCCUCGCGCAGAAACCGAAAACACGCCCCGACGACGGCUGCGUCGUUUACGGCCUCUUCCUCGAGGGAUGUCGCUGGGACGGCACUUCCCUGGCCGAGUCUCGGCCCAAGGAGCUGUUCACGAGCAUGAAACCGAUGCUGUUUCUGCCCGAAGUCAAUCACAAGAAGCCCGAGAGCGGCUUCUACGAGUGCCCGGUUUACAAGACGGUGGUCAGGGCCGGCACGCUGAGCACCACCGGCCACUCGACCAACUUCGUUCUGCCCGUGGAGAUACCCUGCCGAGAGUCGCCCUCGCACUGGAUCAUAAGGGGCGCAGCGCUCAUUUGUUCUCUCGACUUCUGA